This is a messenger RNA of Dreissena polymorpha, 2106 nucleotides long. RefSeq lists its product as uncharacterized. Bases 683 to 1066 code for a protein of 127 amino acids. Gene Ontology annotation, biological process: negative regulation of signaling receptor activity. Gene Ontology annotation, cellular component: plasma membrane. The transcript has 5 exons. Gene Ontology annotation, molecular function: type 1 cannabinoid receptor binding. Lineage: Eukaryota; Metazoa; Mollusca; Bivalvia; Myida; Dreissenidae. The record is from RefSeq and is a predicted model, not a curated record.
GAGCAUCAGUUGUGCUAUUAUAUUUGGUUUGUUUAAACCUCAUAUGAACAUAACCGUGUCAUAGGUUUUGCAACGCUUGCCACAUGUUUACUUCCAAAAGUAGCGUUUAUAUACGACUGGAUGUUAGACUCCAUAUCGAAAGAAAAAGUUCGACAACAUAUGCAUGUCAAACGAACGCGAUCAGAAAACAGAUUGGAUUUGUAUUAUUUAACAUAACUGUGAUAUCGACAAGUAAAAUAAAUGUUAGGGUCUCUUGUAAAUAUAUUAUUCGUGAUAGGCAAACAUAGAAUUAAAUUUAAAUUCACAACGUGCCAUGUUAUGAUGUGAACCGGAAUGUAAUGUGAAACAAAAAGCAAUCGCAGUAAACUAUGACAUACCUUUGUUAAAAACCACUACAGAACCUUUCGAGGAAAAACGUAAAGAGAUAAAUUGAAGCUUUUCUUUAUAUGUAUAGACGUCUGUAUUAUCAUAACUUUAAAAAUGAUUUCAAACCUAAAAGUAACUUUACGGAUAUGCAAAGUGGAUUGUGCGACACCGAUACACAUGAAGCCCGACGGUAAGAGGUUCGAGCAAGCGUGCACAGUAAAAUUUAAUAAGGAUACCGAACACGAAAUGUUGUUCAACUUUAGACCAGCCACGUGCAUUUGAAAAUCAACGACAGAUACUCAGGCAACUCUAAAUCAUGGUGCAGGAUGACGUGACUUUGUUGGGUUUUAAAACGUCAAUGGAUGUAACACACCGCAAACUGAUGGUCAAUGGAGAGCUGCAUAAACUUGAGCUUGUCAAGGGAAAGGCGAAUGACGAAGACUCGAACGGACGGACGUAUAAGACGCUGUUUACAACUAAGGGGUUCGAGAUUACCAAGGCCGGAAAGCGACAAGAAAUCCUCAUAGUCAUCGAGCUGGAAAACGGCGUAUACAUGAAGGUGACCCUCCAGUGCAAAGUGUACGCCCCCGGGGACAAGAGCCACGCCCAGUGGGGCGACAAACUCUCCAUGAUAGACAUGGACUGCAGAUUGGACCCGGCACAUAAUUACGUCACUAUUUUAAAGGAGAAAUAUUUGUGACGUUGUUAAACUAAAUGCAUAUCAUCGCAUAAUAUUAUAUACAGCAAAAUUGACCUUGAAAAGUAUUAUGUUUCUUUUUUUAAAGGAAUUAUUUGUGUUGUCGGCCAUUUUUAUGUAAUAUGCGCACAGUUCAUCUUUACAGAAAAACAUUUGCAACGAUGUUAAAAAAACGAAACACAGUUUUGAAAUUAAACACAUAUGUCUAAUCGAUACCGAACUACAAUCAGGUCACUAUUUCAAAGUAUGAUUAUGAAUGGCAUAUGAUUAUAAUACAUAUAAUAAGCACAUGGACUAAAUUGUGAAUCUGAUUCGCAAAUAUGUCCAAAUUACACACAAUGUCGUUAUGUUCACUAGAAUUCGCAUCUUUUUGUUUCUAUGUGUAGUCGAAAUAAAACGUGUUUAUAACCAGGUAGGAAAUAUCCUGCUCCACUUACGUCGCAUUUAUAUAUUCAAUUACAAAUUGUGAAAGUGAUAGCUUGUGUUAAUGUCUAUCUCGCUUACAAAAGUGUUCUUUUUGGUAGAGCAGUUAUUUCAGAACAUGUGUUUUGAUUGAUUGUGUGUAAAAUGAUUACUUAGGUUUUGUCAUGUCAAUUUACGGCCUUGUAGGAUCGAGAUAGGUUCAAGUGUUCUAGCCUUAUUUGCGAUAUUGUGAAUUUGCAUGGGUGAAGCUAUAAACACAAAUAAUUAUAUUUUCUGAAAGAAGAUGUGAAAUGCAGGUUUUUUUAUUUUUAAAAAGUAUGUGCCGUUCCAAACACGUAUAACGUGAAUUUAUCAUUGUUCAUUGUUAAACCCCAAGUUCAACUUAAUUUUUGUACAGAUUGCCCAUACAUAAAUUUGUCAUAGCUUCGUAAAACGGAGGCUCCUUAAAUUAUUUGCAUGAGGAACAUACUAUGAUAAUACACUAUUUCAAUACAAUUAUGAUGGAUUUGGCAUGCAUACAGCUUUUGUCGUUGAUUUGCUCGAAUAUGUAUGAUAUUUGCUUUGUUUUAAAGAUAUUGUGAUAUUAAGUAUUCUGUUUUAAAUAAAGGAAUUAAAAAGUA